AGACCCACCUCAGGGAUCUGCAGCUGGGCCCACCUUAGACCCACCUCAGACCCGCCUCUGCGGACAGGCGCGGAAGACCGAGCGGGGAAACAGCUGCGGGACCCGCCUCUGGGGCACACCGCGGCCACCUCAGGUCCCGCGCAGCGAUGGCCCCUCAGGACGCGCGCUGCCUGUGGCAGCUCCUCGCGGCACUCGGGCUAGUGACUGCUGGUACAUCAGCCUUGGAAGUGUUUACACCAAAAGAAAUCUUUGUGGCCAAUGGGACGCAGGGGAAGCUGACAUGCACCUUCAAGUCUACCAAUGUGACAGGCACUCUGACUUCAAUCUCAUGGAGCUUCAAGCCCGAGGGUACAGACAAGGCUAUGUCGUUUUUCCACUACUCUCAAGGCCAAUCAUUUGUUGGCAAUUACCCACCAUUUAAGGACACAGUCACCUGGGCUGGAGACCUCGACAAAAAAGAUGCAUCAAUCAACAUAGAAAAUGUGCAGUUUGUACACAAUGGCACUUAUAUCUGCGAUGUCAAAAACCCCCCUGACAUUGUUGCUCAGCUAGGACACAUUCGGCUCCAUGUUGUGGAGAAAGAGAGUUUGCCAGUGUUUAGGGUGUGGACAGUGGUGGGCAUCAUUUCUGCUGUGGUCCUGGGCCUCACCCUACUCAUUGGCAUGGUCUUGGCUGUGAUGUACAGAAGGAGAAACUCCAAACAGGAUUAUACUGGCUGCAGUACCUCAGAGAGUUUGUCACCAGUUAAGCUGGGUCCAAGGAAGUCCCCUUCCGACACUGAGGGCCUAGUAAAGAGCCUGCCUUCUGGAUCUCACCAGGGCCCAAUCAUAUAUGCACAGUUAGAACAUUCUGGUGGUCAUCACAGUGACAAGAUCAACAAAUCAGAGUCUGUGGUAUAUGCAGAUAUCCGGAAAAACUGAGAGAAGAAACAGAUCAUAUCCUAAGCAGGAAACAAAUUUCAACUGGACUUGUGCAAAGAAUGUAGCCGGUAACCACAUGUGGCUUUGCAAACCUGGGCAUGAACAAGAACAUGUUUAUUCAUGGAGGGAAGAAAAGAUGCUUAUAAGGGAUAUGUAUAAAUAUUCUAUUUAAUCUUCUGAUUGUGGAACCUAUGGUGCAUGGUGAAAUGAUGGUAUGAUUCUACUUUAUAUAAAUAGUUUUGCUGAUUUGUA
Erinaceus europaeus (western European hedgehog) is the source of this 1172-nucleotide messenger RNA. It is a transcript of the gene MPZL1, whose product is annotated as myelin protein zero like 1. Gene Ontology annotation, cellular component: focal adhesion; membrane; cell surface. Lineage: Eukaryota; Metazoa; Chordata; Mammalia; Eulipotyphla; Erinaceidae. The transcript is spliced from 6 exons. The coding region runs from base 147 to 920 and encodes 257 amino acids. The record is from RefSeq and is a predicted model, not a curated record.